CAACUCGGCCCACAACGUUAUCCAGCCCCUCUUUCCUCUCCUCUUCUUGACACCGGCCUGUCUAUUUGACAGACAGGGUCGCGCAAACUGCGCGCCCAAUGUCUCCAUCAUCCGACUAUGACAUCCCCAAGCCGUCCAAGAUGAAAAUGAAAGAGUCAAAAUCUGACAUUGCUCAGCGCCUGUAUCGCAAAGAGCAGAAGCGGAUACAGCGCGAGCAAGACAAAAUACGACGAGCAAACGCGUCAAAUAGCUUCUUCUCGCCGCCACGGCCAGCACGCGACGAGUCGAUCUCACCACCGCGCUACGGACCGAACGCAGGCAAGCGGCGGCGGGCGAGCGACGGCGACGACAACGACGAGGACGACUGGCAGCAUACCGCGCGGGAGGACUUCCUCAACCACAUGGACUGGUUCUACGACGAGGAGCUGCGGCACCAGGAGCCGGGGCACAUCUUCGCAGGGUGGGAGGACUUUGUGCCGGCGCGGCAUCGGCCGGCGGCGGCCUCGUCCUCCUCUCGGCGACAAGCGUGGGCCGAGGUCGACUUUGACCCGUUCGGGCCUGUGCCGCCACUCGAGGAGAUGACGGAAAACGAGUACACGUCGUUUAUCCGCGAGGGGCUGCGCGCGCGGCUCCGGCACGCGGAGCAAGCGGCCGCCGAGCGGACCCGCGAAGCUCGCCGGGCCGAGGAUGCCCGCCGCACAAGGGAACGACAGCAGCAAGAAGAAAAGGAGGAGCGGGGGCGCAAGCGCGCGCGAUACGCCGAGUGGGCCGCAAAGGAAGAACACGUCGCGACCGAGCGCGCCAAGCGCGCUGACCCGGCCAAGGACGCAGCAGCACGCACGUACCAGCGCUCGCGGUGGCGUGCGGCGUGCACGGCGCUCAUGGUGGACGGGGAGGCGGCCGAGGUGGUCGCGGUCGAGCUGACGUUCGACGACAUCCCGUGGCCAGUGUACCGCGCCCGACCGGAAGGCGACUACGAGCUCCUGUUAGGCCUGGACGACCUGACGAUCGACAAUGUGCGCGCGUUCCUCUUCGCGCUGGCCGACGACGAGGCCAAGGACGGCAAGACGACCGACGCGCGCCGCAAGGUCCUCCGCGAUGCCAUCCGCCUGUUCCAUCCUGACAGGUUUUAUGGGCGUGUGUUGCCCCGUGUCCGCGAGAAGGACAGGGAGAGGGUUCGCGAGGGAGUUGAGAGGUGCUCGCGGCUUAUCAACGAGCUCCUCGCGGCCAAGUAGAGCGGAGUAGACGAUUGCAUAGAGGAAGGCGCCAUCAAGAAGGAAGGACGAAGCCUCCAUCAGGAGAGAAGAAGGACCAAACCUUGCCUACCACACACACACACACUUUUUGUCACAUACCACGGCAGUCACACACCACGUUGUAGAAACACAUGUAUUCCGGC
Vanrija pseudolonga is the source of this 1399-nucleotide messenger RNA. RefSeq lists its product as uncharacterized. The transcript has 2 exons. Lineage: Eukaryota; Fungi; Basidiomycota; Tremellomycetes; Trichosporonales; Trichosporonaceae. The coding region runs from base 99 to 1235 and encodes 378 amino acids. The record is from RefSeq and is a predicted model, not a curated record. Gene Ontology annotation, biological process: canonical NF-kappaB signal transduction.